Arabis nemorensis is the source of this 267-nucleotide messenger RNA. Lineage: Eukaryota; Viridiplantae; Streptophyta; Magnoliopsida; Brassicales; Brassicaceae. The record is from the annotation of a GenBank genome assembly.
AUGAAGCACCAAAGAGAGAUCAAUUCCUCUGAUGGAAAUGAAUUAGCGUCUGAGUUUGAGGGGAGUACCGCGGAUAAGUUGCUUGAGCUACAAGAUACAACUCCUGGAGCUCUUUUAUCGGCGUUGAUGCCUAAUUGCAAGCCUCCUCAGAGGCGAUAUCCAUUGGAGAAAGGCUUGACACCGCCUUGGUGGCCAACGGGAAAAGAUUGGUGGAAUCAGUUGUCUUUACCCGCGGAUUGUCGAGGACUUCCUCCACAAGCCUCAUGA